Messenger RNA from Apis cerana (Asiatic honeybee), 2260 nucleotides. Its product is annotated as peptidyl-prolyl cis-trans isomerase. Gene Ontology annotation, molecular function: cyclosporin A binding; peptidyl-prolyl cis-trans isomerase activity. The record is from RefSeq and is a predicted model, not a curated record. NCBI's taxonomy places the organism in Eukaryota, Metazoa, Arthropoda, Insecta, Hymenoptera, Apidae. Gene Ontology annotation, cellular component: cytoplasm. Gene Ontology annotation, biological process: protein peptidyl-prolyl isomerization; protein folding.
AUGGGGUUACCUCGUGUAUAUUUUGAUAUAUCGGCUGAUGAUAAAUCAUUAGGUCGUAUCAUAAUGGAAUUACGAACAGAUGUAGUUCCAAAAACAGCAGAAAAUUUUCGCGCCCUUUGUACGGGAGAAAAAGGUUUUGGAUAUAAAGGAAGUAUCUUCCACCGAGUAAUUCCUAAAUUUAUGUGUCAAGGUGGAGAUUUUACUAAUCAUAACGGCACAGGAGGAAAAUCAAUUUAUGGAGAAAAAUUUGAAGAUGAAAAUUUUGAAUUAAAACAUAUUGGUCCUGGCAUAUUAUCCAUGGCAAAUUCUGGACCUAAUACCAAUGGUUCUCAAUUUUUUUUAACUACUAUAAAGACUACUUGGUUAGAUAAUAAACAUGUAGUUUUUGGUUCUGUAGUGGAUGGUAUGGGUGUAAUAAAAAAAAUUGAAAGUUAUGGUUCUCAAACUGGAAAAACUCAUCAAAAAAUUGUGAUUACCAAUUGUGGUCAACUCUAAAAUAUUUUAGUUUAAUUAUUUAUAAUAUAUUGUAUACAUAUAUACAUAAUAUAUGUAUAUAUAUACAUACAUAUAUACAUAUAUUUUUUUUUCUUAUUAAAAUAUAUCCAUUAAAUUUUUUUAAAAAUGAAUAUAAUAUAGAACAAGCAACAAUAAAUAGAAUAAUUUAUUUUAUAUGUGAAAAUAAUUGACAAUAUCAUAUUUUCUCUUUUUAACAUAUUCUUUCAUUCAUAUAUUUGCAUUAGAAUUUGCUUCAUAUAAAAUAUAUCAUUAAUUUGUAACGUGCAAAUAAUUGAAAAAUAAAAGAAUAUAAAAAAUGAAAAGAUUAUAAAAAUAAGUGCACUUUUUUCAUAUUUCAAUAAAAUGUAAAAAUAGUAUAAAUGAAUUAUUAAGUUUAUCAAUUUUAUAUAUAUAGAUUUAAUUCUCAAAUUUUACAAAUAUAUUUAAAUUCAUACAUAUUCAUACAUAUAUGUAUAUACAUAUAUACAAAAUACAUUCAUACAACUAUAUAUAUAUAUAUAUAUAAAAUAUAUCAUAAAAGAAAGAAAAUUAUUUGCAAUGAGUAUAGCAUUUUAUAUAGCAAUUCAUUAUAGAAUUAAAUUCAGAUAUUAAAUUCAUAAUUGAACAAUUUAAAUAAAUGCAUCAGCAAAUAACAAUAUAACAAGUUAUAAAUUGUUAAAAUGUCAAUCAAUACAUAUGGGUAAAUUAACCAUGAAAAAUAUAUUAAGUUCCAAGAUAGAAGCGAAUACUAAAAAAAUGAUAUACAUAGUAAGACAAAUUAUUCCAACGGAUCGUGUUAAUUUAAAUUUUCCAACUAAAAGAGAUAAAUAAAGGACGGUAAGAGUAGAAAAUAAUGAUAUGGAGCUAUAAACUAAUCCUUGAGAAUUAAUUGUUACAUAAUGAUUGCCAGGUUCUUUUGAAAAAAGUGCUGCUUUUAAAAACCAAGGUAAUCCAAGGCAAAGCAAUACAUCGAAUACAUUUGAACCAAUUGAAUUACUGAUGCCCAUAGCUCCAUGUCCUAAAAAUUAGAAGAAUUAUAUGUCAAUUACUAAAUUUUAUAAAACAUAUAAUUUUAAUUCAAAAAUAUUAAAAUAAAAUAUUAGAAUAAAAAAAAUAAUCAUUAAUUAGGAAUAUCAAGAAAUUUUACUUUAAUUAUAAAUAUUCAUGUAUAAAAUUGUUGACACAGUACAUUAAAUAUCUAUUAUACAAAUAAUAUUAGUUAUCUAUAUAUAAGAAAAAUGAAAUAAAAAUUAUUAUUAUUAUUAUUAUCGUAACUUAGCAUGUUAAUAUCACGAUUUUUAUUCGAUACUUAUUUUUUGAUUUUUUAUUCGAUAUUUUUUGAUCGAUUUAAUGAUUAUUAUGAUAAAUGAUAGUGAAGGGUCAUCGAUCGUUUUCGAAAUAGAAAUAGCUUGUUCAAAUAAAAAUUAAUUUUAAUCGAUAUCCCAUGUUAAUACUAAAUCAAAAAGUCAACAUAUAAAAAGAAUAAAAUUACCUUGAUUCGCAACAAUAACACUCGAUACAGCCUCCGGUACACUCAUUCCUGCCGCAAGGAAAGUUAAUCCCAUUAUAGAAUCGGGAAUCCUAAAUGUAUCGCCUAAAAUAACAUUCAUUAUCACAUAAUAUGAAAUAUAUAGUCCAUAUUUAACUAUUUUUUGUAUUUGAUAUGCAUUUAUUAUAUAUGCUUAUGUCAUAUUAUUAUAUUUUUUGUAACUACUAAUUAUAAAUAUUUAUUAAAAAUAAAAUUUGACCAAUUAAAUAGACGAAA